This is a messenger RNA of Microsporum canis CBS 113480, 1172 nucleotides long. RefSeq names its product pre-mRNA-splicing factor slt11. The record is from RefSeq and is a predicted model, not a curated record. Lineage: Eukaryota; Fungi; Ascomycota; Eurotiomycetes; Onygenales; Arthrodermataceae. Gene Ontology annotation, cellular component: U2-type catalytic step 2 spliceosome; Prp19 complex; U2-type catalytic step 1 spliceosome. The coding region runs from base 15 to 1172 and encodes 385 amino acids. The transcript has a single exon. Gene Ontology annotation, molecular function: U6 snRNA binding; pre-mRNA binding.
UGACAUACAUCAAGAUGCCUCCACAGAUAAAACAGGAUAUAAACCGGUCGGGCUGGGAGACCACUGAUUUCCCGUCCGUCUGCGAACAGUGUCUCCCCGAAAACCCCUAUGUUCAGAUGUUGAAGGAGGACUAUGCUGCGGAAUGUAAAAUCUGCACUCGACCGAUGACGGUCUUUCGAUGGAAGGCGGACCGGACAUCUCGCACGAAGGCGACAAAUAUAUGCUUGACAUGCGCGCGCCUGAAGAACUGCUGCCAGUGCUGUAUGCUUGAUCUCUCCUUUGGCCUUCCAAUCGUCGUUCGAGAUGCAGCCUUGAAGAUGGUUGCCCCAGGCCCACAGAGCUCGAUUAACAGAGAGUACUACGCGCAGGAGCAUGAAAAGGAGUUGGAGGAAGGCCGAGGCGCGGUGGAAGAGUACGAAAAGACCGACGAGAAAGCCAGAGAGUUGCUACGGCGGCUGGCGAACAGUGAACCAUACUACAAGCGGCAGAGAAGACUUGAGGCAAGCGGCGAGACGGAAGGCUCCAGCGUCGUGCCUGGGGAAGGGCAGCAAUCCUCUGAACAGAAGAAGAUAGGGUACGGACCUGGCCCUGGCCCAGUCCGGACAAGUGACGUGCGUCGCGGUGCGGGCCGUGGCAGAGGCCGCGGAGGACGGCCAUAUCCGCCAGUCUCCCAGCGACCUCCUGGGCGACAGGAUAUCGAGCCACCCGCUGAUCCAAAUAUCACCUCUUUAUUCGUCACCGGCGUAGAGGACGACCUCCCCGAACACGCUCUCCGCUCCUUCUUUACACCCUUUGGAACAAUCAGAUCACUGGUCUGUUCGCAUAGAUCGCAUUGCGCAUUCAUAAACUAUGCGUCACGGGAAUCAGCCGAAGCAGCAGCGGCCAAAUGUCAAGGAAUAGCGGUGGUGCAGGGGUGCCCGCUGCGCGUGCAAUGGGGCAAACCCCGUCCUUUGGAUAAUAUGGAACGAGAUGAGCGGAUGCAAAAUGCACGUCAAGGAAGGCAGACAGCUGCUUCUAUCAAGGGUAAUGGACAUAGAAAAGCGAUUGCUCAGGGCACAUCGGCAGAACAAGUGGACGGGGGAGCAGAUAUCGAGGAGAGUAACCAGAGUUAUACCGUGGCACCUCCGCCAGGCCGUGGGGAUGUACAGUAUGCAAGUUUGGCAGGCGACUAA